Solea senegalensis (Senegalese sole) is the source of this 3253-nucleotide messenger RNA. RefSeq names its product post-GPI attachment to proteins factor 2-like. NCBI's taxonomy places the organism in Eukaryota, Metazoa, Chordata, Actinopteri, Pleuronectiformes, Soleidae. Gene Ontology annotation, cellular component: Golgi membrane; endoplasmic reticulum membrane. Gene Ontology annotation, biological process: GPI anchor biosynthetic process. The transcript has 7 exons. The record is from RefSeq and is a predicted model, not a curated record. Bases 2127 to 2891 code for a protein of 254 amino acids.
CUGUCUCUCCUCUCUCUGUCUCACACGGAGGAGGAGGGAGAGGAGGAGGAGGAGGAUGAGUCGCUCUGAUUUCCAAGAUGUCGCAGGAAUCUUUUGUUGGUGCCGGAAUUUUAUCCCCAACCACCACCAUCAUCAUCAUCAGCAGCAGCAGCAGCAGCGGCAGCAGGAACUAACUGACAUCAUUAUUUAAUGUCGUAAUUUUAUUGUCGUAACACCGCUGUUACCAUGAGGCCAGUGGUGGUCGUUUGCGGCAGCAGCUGCCUGUAAACAACAACAAUAUUCAAAUAACAAUCAAAUAAAAACAAAAGGACUGCAGGUAGGUGGAUUGUCUUAUCUUUUGAAGCUACUAAGAUAUGUUUUCGCUAUUGUUUGUCUACAUUGGAUUAUUGGCAUAAUAGAUGUACUGUACACAUGCAUGCUAGCUGCAUAUCUACACUUUAUGUAUACGCAGGCCUACGACGCGCAUUUUUGGGCCGGCCCAAAAAAACAAAACAAUAUACAUAUUAAUAUACAUUUUUUAUAAAUAAUUUGUAUCGCCCGCGACGGUAAGUGAGACACGAAACGCGGACAAUUGGUUACAUUUCUUGAAGGACGUUGCGCUAGUCCAUUGAAAGCUCUCAGCCCUCCCCUCCCUCCUCGCUCCCCUCCUUCCUUCCCAGGUAAGUUGCUGUUUGAGUAACGGCGGAGUUGGAGCGAACGAACAAAUUAUGGCUAAAAAGCGUAACUCAGGGAAAAAAGGCUCAAACGCUUAAAAGUUGACGCAGCAAAAUGCACUAAAAUUACGUAUCUAUUUGCCGCUACAACAAGUUCCACCGCUGCAGCGGGUGCAGGGGCGUCGACGACGGCGUCAUCAUCGUCAUCAAGUGCAGAAGCAGUCCCAUCGAGUGCACCGGGGGCUGUCGGAGUGGCACAUGUGCAAGUACCUUUUCAAAUAUUACUAUGAGUCGACUUGGUGUCCAACUUACAGUUUUAUUUUAGCUUAUAAAGUUAUAAUUUGCAGGUGUUACAGCUUACAGUUAUUAUUAUGUAAUAUUAGUGAAACAUUGCUUUGCAGAAAUUGAUGGUUAAUCAUUGUUAGGUGUAUGUUCUUGUAUGUUGAAUUCACAAGCAGUGUGUAUGUCAGACUGUUGUCUAGCUCUAUUUCUUUAUUUUAGUCAUUCGUCCAGUUAUAAUGCAAUUGAUGUGUAUCACUCAUUGUUUUUUGUCUGUCAAACUCUUCUCUUUAAGGCUGCCCUGUCCCCCAGGGAUGUGCCUUUCAUUGGUGUGCACUUCACAGAGCACCAUGGUCCAUGCAGCCUUUGUCUCAGCAUAUGUGCCACUUUGAGGAGGUCUUUAUUUUAUGUAUGGCCUUACUGUAGGCCUAAUUGUCUUAUUUGUUUGUAUAAACAGUAUAUUUCAUUAAAAACCGAAAAGACAUUUCUCGCAGUGUUUCUUUGACAACCACUUUUCACUUCAAGAUGGGAAUUUUUUUUUUUUUUUUAAAUAUGGUUACACCCUCCCAUGUUGGCCACUGUGCUUAAUUUUUAUUUUUGAAACAACACAAUGUGCACAUAUAUCCUCUGGUAUGUCAUGCAAAAAGGCCGAAAACAUGACAUAAAAGAGGAAAAAAAGAGACAACUUUGAGGCUUUAUUUCUCAAAAAUGAUACAGUGAAAUAGUUUGAUAAUAAACAACCACUGUCAGAACGUAUGGGCCAUUGUGUUGUUAUUGUACAGUAAAAAUCAAUGUCUUAAAAUCAGCUCGAUUGAUUGCACUUGUAUCAGCAACAUCUUAUUUUGAAAACCGGCUCGGUAUCAAACCAGUGCUGAUUCUCAGUCGACUCCCAGCAUUCACCGUAAGUUCGUCUACACUUAAAAACUACACUUAAAAACGUUGAAGCGGAUGGCUUGACCACGCAAAGACGAAUGACGGCUCACUUGACCACAGUUAAUAAACGGUCUUACAGUUUUCAUCAAAUACACAUUUGUGUGCCAAACAAACUCAAGGCAAAUUAUGAAUGACAUUUACAGAACUAAAGCCUCUUGAUUCUUGAUUGUUAAUCAUUAUUCCAUGUUGUCGUAAGACAGAGGUACAGAUACUUAAAUGUUGUUUUUUUAAUACAUAUUUCUCCCUCAGAUUCAGAACAAGAUGCUCCAAGGUUCAAACAUCUUGGGGUACGAGAGGCCUCUGGUCAUCCGAGUGUCCUUCUCCACCUGUGUGCUGUCCACCGUGUUCCUGCCUCUGCUUGGACUCAUCACGUGUCUCUUCAUCUCCUCCGUGUUUCACUUUGAUGACUCCACUGUCACACACUGCCAGGUUCCAAACUACCUGCCGUCCAUCAGUGCCUCGAUAAGCCUGAGUCCCGAGGGCCACAUAUGGCGCUUCUGCAUCGGGCUGCACUCUGCACCGCGGCUCCUGGUGACAUUUACAUACUUCAAGCUCUACAAGGCGCGUUUCACCUCCAAGUUCCCCGAGAGUCCGCUCAGCUGCCUGAACCUGGCCUUCUCCAUGCUUGAAAACCUCGGCCUUUUGCUCCUCACAUACGUGUCGUCCAGUGAGACAUACUUCAUUCAUAAGGAAGGAUUUGUGCUGUUCAUCAUCAGCUCCCUGAUCUACAUGCUGAUCACCUGCCGUCUGUGGAAAAGUAUCAAGAGGAAUUCACUGUGUCCUGAGGAUGCCAAGUCUCACCGGUGGAAAGUGCGUUUUCUACUUCUCAACGUUUCCUGCUGCGCUUUCGCUGGAUUCUUUUACUGGAAACACAACAUGUACUGUGAGUCAGGGAGUUACACACUCUUCGCCCUCUUUGAGUAUCUCAUCGUCUUCAGCAACAUGGCCUUCCACCUCACGGCCGUGUGGGACUUUAAGAGCCGUGAGGUCAUGGUCAUUUCCUCCUCUGAAGAUAAAACCUUCUGACUAGAAACACAAGUACUCAGUGUUAACUGUACGACCACUCGACCUCCUGGUGAUAACAGCCUUCGUUCCACUGCUCACGAGGUCGAGUGGGACCAAAGACUGUUCCAUAUUUUCCCAUGAUGACGGCUCUCGGGUCCUCGAAGUGUAAACGUCAGAUUUACAAACGUUCUACCGGAGACUUUGUUCCGUUUUGUUCAAUUUAAGUGCUUUGUUUUUAAAGCCACUGUCUCAUCUGUUGAUGCCUUCACCAGGACACUGUGUGUUCAACUUUCAACUUUUGUUCAACUUUCAACUUUCGUAUCAAACACAACAUGUGUGUGCUCAUACUCUGUGUGUGCCAAAAUAAAGUGACAGUUCUUUCA